Dunckerocampus dactyliophorus (ringed pipefish) is the source of this 4682-nucleotide messenger RNA. It is a transcript of the gene gas2b, whose product is annotated as growth arrest-specific 2b. Gene Ontology annotation, molecular function: actin filament binding; cytoskeletal adaptor activity; microtubule binding. The coding region runs from base 143 to 1408 and encodes 421 amino acids. Gene Ontology annotation, cellular component: actin filament. Gene Ontology annotation, biological process: actin crosslink formation. The record is from RefSeq and is a predicted model, not a curated record. Lineage: Eukaryota; Metazoa; Chordata; Actinopteri; Syngnathiformes; Syngnathidae. The transcript is spliced from 8 exons.
UGUGCACAGGAGGUAGCAUGAGGCCAGGACCAUCGGGCUCUAAGUCAUGUGUGCGCACUCCAAGGAGACUCUGCAGCAAAGUUUGAUGAAGAAGUAAACCAUCUGUGAUUACCGACUUGUCAAAGCCAAUCACUGCUGAAGAAUGGAUGACGACGUGGAGUCAGUGGACAGCAGAGAUGAGAGUCCUCUGAGUCCGACCCAGCUGACAGGACUGGGGAUGAGCUGUCUCGUCGGCCAGAGGUAUCGGCACUGCGGGCCGGGUCUCACCAGUCCUCAGGAGUACAACCAGUGGCUUCCUUUCCGCCAUGACGCUAGCCUGCUGCCACUGAAAGAAGACCUGGCUCUUUGGCUCAACACCAUCAUGGGUGUGGACCUCACCGCUGACAAUCUAAUGGACAGACUGGACAAUGGCGUUCUUCUUUGUGAAAUGGCACAGUUCCUUCAGGACAAGAUGAGCCACAGCAGCAACGGCAAGCCCUUCACCAGAAGAGUGAUUCACUGGAGAGCUGAUGCAACUUCAGGAUCAUUUUUUGCCAGGGACAACGCAGCCAACUUCCUCUAUUGGUGCUGCAAGAUUGGUGUUGACAGGGCCCACCUUUUUGAAUCAGAGGAUUUGGUCCUCCACAAACAACCUCGGGAGGUGUGCCUGUGCUUGAUGGCGCUGGGACGGAUUGCUGCCAGGUACGGAGUGGAACCUCCAGGCCUAGUGAAGUUGGAGAGAGAGCUAGAGAGAGAAGAGGCAGGGCACACAUCUUCAUCGUCCCCACUACCCUUCCCCUUUUUCCCUUCCUCACGAUCAGCCACCACCCCUUCUCCACCAGCGCCCCUCACUUCAAGCAUAACCUGUCUCUGUGAAGACCAUGCCACCCCCAUCACCUCUGAUCUUCCAUCAGCCACUGCAGACCCAUUGCCCUCAUGUUUAUCCCCCCCACAGUCCUACAUCUCAGCCCCUAAACGGUGCACAACCACGGCUUCGACACAAACCUCACUUACUCAGAUAGCUAUGGCACCCACACCCCCUACAUCCUCCCGGCCGUCAAACCUGAGCCGGCACUCCAAAUACAGCAACCGAAAGAGCAAUGGCACGCGGAACAUUUUGGAUGACAGUGUGAGAAACAUUAUUGAAAAUCCACCCUGCAGCUGCCCAAACAGAUUUCCCAUUGAAAAGCAGCCAAAGGGCUGUUAUCGUGUUGGGGAAAAAGUUCUUUAUAUAAGAAUGCUGAAUGAGCGCCACGUUAUGGUCCGUGUGGGUGGAGGCUGGGAGACUUUUUUAAGCUACCUGCAGAAACACGACCCCUGCAGAGGAGGACCCGUGAGCAGAGCUGAGGUCAAAGCAAAGCCACUCACUUUAAACAUGUCACCCGACAGCUACAUGGUGGUGAACGCCCAUUACCGUGGCAAGAAGUAGACGCUGAUCCUCCAGACGUCAUCAAGCAAACUGCACAAGAAUAUUGGCACACAGGGGCGCUUCCAGCUUCAGUGGCACCCUGUGCGGGACGCCCCCUUCCAACUUCAGUCAAACUUUGUCAUGCUUAAACAAGUGUUUUUUUUUCUUUGCAGCUGAUAGCUUAGCAAAACAGCAUGAAAAAACAUCAACAUGAACCACAAGCUCACUCACGGUGCUAUCACCGCUUUUCAGCAUGCCUUGUGUUUGUGUUGAUCGCACCGUGAGUGAGAUAGUGGUACGAGUUGAUGACCUUCCAAUCUUUUGUGCACGACUAGCUGAUCGAAGUGCACAAAAGAACAGACGGUUAUCAACUCCAACCACAAUCUUGCUCACGGUGCGAUCAACACAAACACAAGGCAAGCUGGGAAGCCUCGAUCGCAUCAUCGGUGAGAUAGUGGGACAAGUUGAUGACCCUCAACUCUUUUGUGCACGACUAGCUCGCUCACGGUGCGAUCAACACAAACACAAGGCAUGUUGGGAAGCCUUGAUCGCACCGCGAGGGAACUAGUCAUGCUCAAAAGAACAGAUGGUCAUCAUUGUCACUUGUAUGACUAUCUCACUCACGGUGCGAGCAACACAAACACAAGGCCUGCUGGGAAGCCACAAAAGAACAGCGCGUCAUCAACUUGUACCACUACCUUUCUCACGGUGCGAUCAACACAAACACAAGGCAUGUUGGGAAGCCUUGAUCGCACCGCGAGGGAACUAGUCAUGCACAAAAGAACAGAUGGUCAUCAUUGUCACUUGUAUGACUGCCUUUCUCACGGUGUGAUCAAGGCGAUCUCACUCACAGUGCAAUCAACACAAACACAAGGCAUGUUGGGAAGCCUUGAUCGCACCGCGAGGGUACUAGUCAUGCACAAAAGAACAGAUGGUCAUCAUUGUCACUUGUAUGAUUACCUUUCUCACGGUGCGAUCAAGGCGAUCUCACUCACGCCGCGACCAAGGCUUCCCAGCAGGGCAUGUGUUUGUGUUGCUCGCAAUGUGAGUGGCAUAGUGGUACAAGUUAAUGACCCUCUGUUCUUUUGUGUGUGACUAUCUCACUCACGGUGCGAUCAUGCUUCCCCGCAUGCCUUGUGUUUGCAAUGAUCGACACGUGAGUGAGCUAGUGGUUCGAGCUGAUGACCCUUUGUUCUUUUGUGGUGUGUGGGUGAGUGUUUGCUAAGCUGCUUUUUGCAAACAUAAGAGCAUUUCUGCAUUUUCUGUGUGGAGGUUGCAUGUUCUCCCCGUGCGCACGUGGGUUUUCUCCGGGUACUCCGGUUUCCUCCCACAUUCCAAAAACAUGCAUGUUAGGUUAAUUAGUGACUCUAAAUUGUCCAUAGGUAUGAAUGUGAGUGUGAAUGGUUGUUUGUCUAUAUGUGCCCUGCCAUUGGCUGGCGACCAGUCCAGGGUGUACCCCGCCUGUCGCCCGAAGUCAGCUGGGAUAGGCUCCAGCAUACCCCCGCAACCCUAAUGAGGAUAAGCGGCAUAGAAAAUUGAUGGAUGGAUGGCAGAGCAUUUCCUUAAAAUAAGUUCUUCUCUGGCCAUUUCCUGUGCAACUCAAGUUCACCAAAAUGUUUUGAGACUUACAUUAGUUAGAGUAGAGGGCGGCUGGUAUCCCGCCUGUAGAGGACACCCACAUAUAAUAUUAGCAAAUGAGCGCUGAGCAAUAUAAAUAUGAAUCUUUUUCUUUUCUUCCCCCUAGAGCAGACAAUCUCAACUAGUGAGCCUGAACAAAUCCAUUUUGGGUGGAACAGCUGGUCAGGAAUUACAUUCAAGUAUUACAAAUACAUGAAUAAUAAAAAGUAAAUACAAAUAUUUAAAAAAUACAAAAUAAUAAAUACAACCAAUGUUUUAUUUUUAUGCAUAAUUAAGCAAUAUUUUAGUCAACUACCACCUCGGUACAUAUUCAUAGCACAGUCGCAAGUGAAAUAUCUGAUAUUGUGGUCUUAUUUAGUGCAAUAUUGAUAUUUCAUUUAAAUCCAUGCACUAUUUGUACACAUCUCGUCAAUAAAAUGCCUUCAUAAAUUUCUCUUAAAAAGCACUUUGAACAUGCAGUUAUGUGUAUUACUUUUUUAAAAAGAUGGCAUAGGUGAUUUUUUUUUUUUUUUUUUUUUAACUGUUGGAAAAUGUGGGUCCCACGUUGAGACCAUUUGAGAACCCCUGCACCUGAGAAUGCCUUGGGCAGCAAGCCAUGUGGCCCAUUGCUAAUUCGGAAAUAAAUGCAAUUCUCGUACAACAUAAUAGUGCCGGAAGAGAGUAAAUAUGGGCCGUCUGAAUUAUGCUGUUGUUGUAGGCUUAGUUUUAAGGGUUUAUGACAGAAAUUUGAUUUUGUUCAUACUGAAUGCAUUUAUUUGAAUUGUAUUUUACUGUGAGAAAUAACAACAAUAAUACAAUUAUUGACCUAUAUGCUACCUUCAGUCAGCUUAAGUCUCAAAAUGGGUUUUAUGUAUAGAAAUUAAACGCAAUUAAUGCUGAAUAUUAUGCAAAAAUAUGGCAUAUUAUGUAAUGCAUAGAGCAUUGGUGCAUAUUUCUUGUACUUGUUGCUAAAAGACAUAUUUAUAUACCGUAUGUAUACACAGCACGUGCAUAUUUAUAAGAUAUAGUGUCCUCCUCUAGAUGGCACCAUGCGCUCAGUGACAAAAGGCCACAUCGGCGCACUGAUGGAGGCACGCUGACUGCAAAAAGACCACAAUUCACACAAGUGCACUUCAUCAGCCACUCACGUUUUUUAUUUUUGUUAAAAUAAUCUGAAAAUUUGACAGCUUUGAAUACUGAAAUAAAAGGCAAUGAGAACAUGCAUGUCAUGUCGCCAUGUGUUUUCAAUCCCCACACAAAACACAUGCAGUGGAUUGAACUGGUAGAAAUGUAGAAAAUCAUAGCUGUGCUACUGAAACGAGCGCCACUUCACGGUGGCCUUUUCUCACAACACAUUUCUCAUCAAAACACAGGAAGUUGAACUUUUUCGAGGAGAUAUACUGUAUAUAUACUGUAUAGCACAUUUUUAGACACAAAUCCUUUCUCUACAGCAUUUUUUAAGCUUGCAGCUGAGUGCCUGUUUUGGUAAUGAAAUGUAUUGAUAAUAAAGUUUUACGAAACCAGAAGUUGUGUUGUUGUGUUACUUGAAAUGCAUUUUUGCAUUUGUGCUUAAUAAUGUCCCGCUAAUGUGGACUUGCGGCACAUCGGCUAUGAAAAGGUCAGAUUGUUACCUCAAAAGUACGCUGGCCGACGCCGGCAAACACGCAGAAACACGAAA